Messenger RNA from Knipowitschia caucasica, 615 nucleotides. The record is from the annotation of a GenBank genome assembly. NCBI's taxonomy places the organism in Eukaryota, Metazoa, Chordata, Actinopteri, Gobiiformes, Gobiidae.
AUGCAAACUCCACUCAGAGCGGCCGUGUUCCGACCAUACAGGGAUCUCUUUGGUGGGGUCACUGCGAAAGACACUCAGGGACCGACCUCACCUGGACCCGCGGCCAAGACCUCACCUGGACCCGCCGCCAAGACCUCACCUGGACCCGCGGCCAAGACCUCACCUGGACCCGCGGCCAAGACCUCACCUGGACCCGCGGCCAAGACCUCACCUGGACCCGCGCCCAAGACCUCACCUGGACCCGCCGCCAAGACCUCACCUGGACCCGCGGCCAAGACCUCACCUGGACCCGCGGCCAAGACCUCACCUGGACCCGCGGCCAAGACCUCACCUGGACCCGCGGCCAAGACCUCACUGGACCCGCGGCCAAGACCUCACUGGACCCACAGCCCAGACCUCACCUGGACCCACAGCCAAGACCUCACUGGACCCACAGCCAAGACCUCACUGGACCCACAGCCAAGACCUCACUGGACCCACAGCCAAGACCUCACUGGACCCCACGGCCAAGACCUCACUGGACCCACAGCCAAGACCUCACUGGACCCACAGCCAAGACCUCACCUGGACCCCACGGCCAAGACCUCACUGGACCCACAGCCAAGACCUCACUAG